AUGCCAAGAAGAAGCUACUCACCUCCUCGGCAGCUGCCAGAAGCUGAGCCUGAGGAGGUUUAUGGCCCGGAGGUUCAACUGGAAGAGCAAGGCUUCGCGUGGUACAAUCCUGACAAAUGGUACCCCGUCGAAAUCGGACAAAUAUUUGAGUCACGGUAUCAAGUGCUGUUGAAGUUGGGCUUCGGUUCGGCCUCGACCGUUUGGCUAUGUCGCGACCUAAAUUCUACGAAAUGGGCCAUCGCCAAGCUUCAAAUGAAGAAAAGGUGCUUGAUCACUUAUGGCGGGUUGCUUCUGAUCACCCAGGGCGAAAUCUUCUACGUUCGAUCAAGGCCAGUUUUCAAGUACCAGGUCCUAUAG
This is a messenger RNA of Colletotrichum spaethianum, 357 nucleotides long. Its product is annotated as start control protein cdc10. Bases 1 to 357 code for a protein of 118 amino acids. NCBI's taxonomy places the organism in Eukaryota, Fungi, Ascomycota, Sordariomycetes, Glomerellales, Glomerellaceae. The transcript is spliced from 2 exons. The record is from RefSeq and is a predicted model, not a curated record.